Enhydra lutris kenyoni (northern sea otter) is the source of this 1862-nucleotide messenger RNA. RefSeq names its product ring finger and CHY zinc finger domain containing 1. The transcript is spliced from 9 exons. The record is from RefSeq and is a predicted model, not a curated record. The coding region runs from base 904 to 1308 and encodes 134 amino acids. Gene Ontology annotation, cellular component: nucleus. Gene Ontology annotation, biological process: protein ubiquitination; ubiquitin-dependent protein catabolic process. Lineage: Eukaryota; Metazoa; Chordata; Mammalia; Carnivora; Mustelidae. Gene Ontology annotation, molecular function: zinc ion binding; ubiquitin protein ligase activity.
UUAAGAGUGUAAAAGGGUCCUGAGACCAAAACAUUUGGGAACCCCUAUUCUGUGGUAUGACUGUGAGAAUAUUUGGCUGAGUAGGGUUGAAGGACGAGGCCAUUGGAAGUGAGAAAGUCAAGGAAUUGAGGGUGGUUGUGCAGAUCACUAAGAUUUAGGAUGAGAAUAGUGUUGGGAGAGAAAGGGUACUAGUUGAGUGUUAAAAUCUUUAAGGAAUGAACUCUGUUGUGCUAAAUCAUCAUAAGAAAUCUUCAGAAAUGAGUGAAUUUGGAAGGUCACAGUAUACUGGAAAGUACUGGGUUAACUUACUGCUUAGAAACUUCUUGAGGUACUAGUUAGAAUAAAGCUAAGCUACUAAGGGUAACCUAACAGUUUCAAGGUGAAUUAUCCAGUUUGGCGAUGAGACUGAUCCACAUCAUCACUCCAGGGACAAGUUUUUCCCAUUGUAUUAUUUUGCCAUGUUUUAGGGCAUACAGUCAUCAGCUGGGUUGCUGUCAUGUCCAGGUUUCAUCUGAUGGAAAAGGGAAAGGGAGCAUGGAGGAGGAGGCGUGCCCAGUUUCUUAAUACUCAGGCCCAGGAGUGGCACUGAUUUCUUCUGCUCAUUUCCUUUUGGCACCUUGCUGUGACAGACUUUAUACUUGUCGGUUGUGUCAUGAUAGCAAUGAAGAUCAUCAGCUAGAUCGCUUUAAAGUAAAGGAAGUGCAGUGCAUAAACUGUGAAAAAAUUCAGCACGCCCAACAGACUUGCGAAGAAUGUAGCACAUUGUUUGGGGAAUAUUAUUGCAGUAUAUGCCAUCUCUUUGACAAAGACAAGAAACAGUAUCAUUGUGAAAACUGUGGAAUUUGUAGGAUUGGUCCAAAGGAAGACUUUUUCCACUGUGUGAAAUGUAACUUAUGCCUAGCUAUGAAUCUCCAAGGAAAGCACAAGUGUAUUGAAAAUGUUUCCAGGCAGAAUUGUCCAAUAUGUUUGGAGGACAUUCACACAUCCCGUGUUGUUGCUCAUGUCUUGCCAUGUGGACAUCUUUUACAUAGAACGUGUUAUGAAGAAAUGUUGAAAGAAGGCUACAGAUGUCCAUUAUGUAUGCACUCUGCUUUAGAUAUGACUCGGUACUGGAGACAGCUGGAUGAUGAGGUGGCACAGACUCCCAUGCCGUCAGAAUACCAGAACAUGACUGUGGAUAUUCUCUGCAAUGAUUGCAAUGGGAGAUCUACAGUCCAGUUCCAUAUAUUAGGCAUGAAAUGUAAUAUUUGUGAAUCCUACAAUACUGCUCAAGCGGGAGGAUGUAGAAUUUCACUAGAUCAGCAAUGACCAGGGUAUGCUGCAUUGGAAAACUCAGCAUUUUCUGAUUAGAAAAAGGCUAUCUUUAGUAUUCUGUUGUCAUAAUGUGUCAGGAUCUAUGCAUUAGAGUUGAUGUGUUUUGUACUAGUGUCACAGCAUAAAAUCAUAUUACAUGUACUUAAGGAUUCAGGGUCUCUUUAUAGAAUUAUCAUAGCUUUAUAUUGGAUGAAAGCCACUGUGCUUGUCUUUUGAUUGGAGAUUCCUUUAGUGUCAGUUGUUUGGAAGCCAAUGAUGUUUGCCACUGAAAUUUACAUCCAUAGAAGUAUAUCAUACUUCCAUGGAACUUUGCUUUAAGUGACACUAUGCACGAAGAGUUCAUUUCUAGUUCUUCAUAGAACUGCACUUAUUUCUCAGUAUUAUUCUUGACUUUUUAAGGGCUGUGCUAUAAUGAGAAGAUGUUCUGUCUUACUGUUGAAAUCUUAUUACAUAUACUUUAGAAUUUUCUAAGGCAGUCCUUUGGAUCCUGUAAAUGUGAAUUUUGAUGUAAUAACUGCUAAUAAAAUUAUAUUGAAACAGUGUUUUAU